Hippocampus comes (tiger tail seahorse) is the source of this 2666-nucleotide messenger RNA. Its product is annotated as transmembrane protein 205. The coding region runs from base 27 to 593 and encodes 188 amino acids. The transcript has 4 exons. The record is from RefSeq and is a predicted model, not a curated record. Lineage: Eukaryota; Metazoa; Chordata; Actinopteri; Syngnathiformes; Syngnathidae.
GAGGCACGGGAGCGAGUGUUGGCAGCAUGGCCACCGACCAGGAACCCCCGUUCAGCGUCAAGCUGGCCCAGCUGCUGCUGCUCUCCACCUACUGGGGAAUGCAGAUUUGGGUCACCUUCAUUUCAAGUUUUGUGAUGGACAACCACCUGAACAGGCACACGUACGGCUUCAUUCAGAGCCGCCUGGUCCCCUUCUACCUUCACCUGGGCUCGGCCUGCGCCUUCUUCAACCUUACAAUCUUCGCAGUGUACCAUCCCAGCGACCUGCUGGACGAGCGAGAGGCUUUCCAAAUCUUCAUCUUCUUCGUGUCGGUGACGGUGGCGGCGAUCAACGCCCAGUGGUUCGGCCAGAUGACGUCGGAGAUCAUGGCCGACAUGCACCUGGUGGAGCAGGCGUGCGGCCUGGGCCAGGACAUCGGCCUGUCGUCCAACCGCGAGGCCUACGCCAAGCUGUGUCAGACCGACGCCAAGUACCGCCACCUGAGCGGUCGCCUGCGGCUCUACCGGCUGCUUUCGUCGCUCUGCAACGUGUGCUGCGUGGCCUGCAACUUCUACAGCCUCAGCUACAUGGCUGAAAACCUCAGCACGCUGUAAGAAGAAGCCCCAAGUUGUCUAUUUAAUACGUCCUUUUCUCACCGUGCCUUUACGUGUUCACGCGCCAGCUCGAGUCUUCGUAGACAAAACGGUGAAACACUCCCCGAGUGCUACAAUUGGGACCUGAACCAAAAUGUUCCCUGGGAAAUUGGCGGCCUUCGCAGAAGCGUACCCGGUGAUGGCAAAGUAGAAUCGCUAUGAACGUACUCAUGGCUGUUGUUGUGCCCAUUGUUCUUCCGCCCCUCCUCGGUUGCCCAGUCAAAGACCUUCGAUCUCUCAAGCCAACCAGUCGAGGCAGUGACAAAAAAAAAACUAACUGUAAUCUUUCUGAAAGGUUAAAAAAAAAAAACAAUGGAGAUUUGGUUGCAUAAGUGCGCACACCCGUUACAAGGAAGUGGCACUGUGUUCAAAAUUAACUAAUCACAGUCAAAUUUACGGCUUUUACUGACAUUUUAUUUUAUUUUUAUUUUCAGCAAUAGCGUUAAGCUUUUAUGCCAACAUUGACUGUUAUUUAGAUCGGUUCAUCCUUCGCCCUACCUUGACUAGGGGCCCAGUUUCAGUUGGAAGAAAAACAGCCGUAGUUAACGUUACGUUAUUUUGUCCAUGAAAAUGACUUUAUAAAUGACAACUACUUAGAAGUCAAAGAUGGAGGUUUUAUCGUACUUUCAAAACUGGAAUGUGUCAGUCAGUCUUAAGCUUUAUGAGAAGCGAUUUUCCCUUUUGAACAAGAUAAGCUUCACGGUGUUGUUGUCACGAACGCAUGCUGCUCAGUCCUGCUUCUCCUGUUUGGGCGCAACUGACAAUCGACAAGCUGAGCAUGUUUUUCUUUCUUUCCUUCCCUGUUGCUUUAGUUUGAAGUUGAGGAUAAUUUUCCAAUUUGAAGUAUGAAAAAAAAAACAAAAAAAGGAAUUUGCAUACUCACCGUUAAUUUUGAUGACACGUGUGCCUGGGCAUCAAAUCUCAUCACCGCUGACUUUUUUUUUCCCCGUUUGUAUUCCGUUCUUUUCGUUUUCUGAUGCGGAUUUAUUGCCGCUCUCGCCAUGUCGCACUCAGCAGCGAGGGAGCAGAUAAAAGCGUUGCUUAAACCACCGAGUCCCAUUUACGGUUCUGUCAUCACGAGUACUCUUCUGUGAAAGCAACACAAGAAAAUAGAAGGGCAGUAAAAUCCCAAGAAAUCUUGCGUGAUAUCAUCAGAGACGUGCGUACCUCUAACGCUACAUCACAAAGUCAAUUUGUGCUUCUUGUGGGGAAUCAUCACACUUCUUUUGGCCGCAUCAUAAACGCUACAAAAGACGAAAACACGUGAGAUCGUACGUGAUGAUAGGUUCACCCUCUUAAAGCUAAUUUAACCCCGCCCCCGAAAAUGUGACACUUUCAGAUUCGGAGGUUAUCGACACGUUUCUUAAAAAGGUUUUCUUGAUGGUAACGAUAUGUGAUAUUUGGUUUGGAGUCUGAAGAUAAAAGAUAAGCCAGUUUGUUGGAAUGUGCAAUGCAUGAAGGGAAAGUCACAGCAGAGCUUGUGUAAAUGUUAGGUGAAGGAGAUUUGGAAAAAUAUGACAGAUGGAAGGCAAAAACAAUGCAAUUAAGAUUUUUUUUUCUCCACUCAAUUGUAUUUGUAGAUGUGAGGUUUUGGUGCUUUUUUUAGUGUGAAUUACAAGUUUGUACAAUCUUGUGGAUUUAAUCGCGUUCCGCUUCACUAUUUGGCUCGCAGCGCUCAGGAAAACGUUGUUUCUUCACUUGAUGUGACUUUGUAACUACUGAGGGAUUUUUAAUUUUGUGGUGGACAGUGUACAGUUGAGACUGACUUUGAAAACAAUCUUUACUUGGUGACAUUUGUACUUUUAUUUUGGCAGUUUAUUAAAAUAAAUAAAUAAACCAAAGGCAAACUGUCAAACUUAUCUCGUGAUUAUUUUAAAAACGCGUCCACAAACGGCAGCUUGACGUCAAGCUCAUCCGAGAAUCAAGAAUCCACAGCAAAUUGGAAAAAGACCAAAAAGGCUCAUCUUUUAAUUCAAUGACAGGAACAAAUGUUACAUUGGAAAGCAUUUUUGUAAAAAAAAAAAAAAAAAAAAA